GUGGAAGAGACGAAUUGUCUAGUGGAGGCCCAUGUGGUAAACUUUAAUUAACCUCAUGCACAUGGCCAUCUUCUUGUUUCACACAACCCAACCCUGCCUUGCAUGUUGUCAUCCUAUGGAACCAUGGAUGGACCACGCCUUAAAUAUUUCUGUCAAGCAGCACUUAACAACUCUCUGACCAUGAUGCCAAGCCAACAGUUACCUCUUAAUAACUUAACCUACAGCUUCACAAAAGGACAUGGGGUGUGCACUGCAGCACUGGUAACAGUUCACCAGAAAGUUUCAGUUUUCUAAGCAUUAAUUAACUGUUGCAGUUACCUUUACGUCCAUCAGUUUCAGAUUAAAUAUUUGCGGCAUACGCGUCCUAGAUGGUUUGUUAUUGUAAAGGAAGCAGCAGCAAUUCCUUGUUCCAUGCUGUGCCUCAUCAUGGCUUCUUUCUUCUUUAGCAUCGCUGCAUCAUUUGGGCCACUAAAGCCCUUCUUGCCCUUGUGAUUGUGAGCAAGUUCUUGAUGCUUCCCAGAUCCCAAAUGGCCAUACAACUCACACUUCUACUCAUUUCGUGUAGCCUUUACAGUAUGUAUUCCUCUUCUUCUUUCUCCACGUCCUCCUCUCUUGCGUUGCUGGUGCUGGUUAUCUCCACCUGCCUCUCCUUGCUCUUCUCGAACCUCAGACAACUGAUGAAAACCAGCAGCCACAAAACUUCCAUGGAGGUUGUUGCUCAUCAGGAGAAGAGCACUGUGCCACAAGAUGGGGUGUCCGAGGAUUCGCCGGUGGAUUCGGCUGGAAGCCUGUCGGGGUCUUCAGAUUGCCAGGUGAGCGAAGAGGGGACUGAUGAAGUCUCGGUGUCUGAUGAUGACGACGACGAGAGUCUUAUUGAGAUCUCCCUUGUUGAUGGGUACUAUGUGGGGCAAGAGGAGCAAUGUCUCUGGAAGAAGGAGCAAGACCUCCUCGCCGGCUUCCUGCCGGAGUUCGUUCUUGACAGGAGGGACUUCAUAGACAUCUUGUCGGAGAUCAGUGAGGAGGAAAACAUGAUCGAGAUUGACAUUGCAAGGGGCUCCAUCAAGUGCGCAAACUUCGGCGUCAAAGCAUGAGCUUUGCAGAGGUUUGGUGAAGUUAAAAUCAUUCUAUGAAUUGCUCCUGGGCUUUCGUCAGGGCAAGGGAGUAGUAGUAGGUUGUACUGGACUACAUGUGGUUUAUUGCCUUGCCUUUUUUUUCACAAAGAGCUCAGUUUCAUUAGUGAUUCUUCAGUGGAAGCCUUUGCUGCAUCUCUUUCCUUGUACUUUCUGAAUGUUGCUAUAGAAGAAAUAAAGCGCGUGCACAUAUUUUGCUCGAAUAUAUUUAAGGAAA
Messenger RNA from Aegilops tauschii subsp. strangulata, 1347 nucleotides. RefSeq lists its product as uncharacterized. NCBI's taxonomy places the organism in Eukaryota, Viridiplantae, Streptophyta, Magnoliopsida, Poales, Poaceae. The record is from RefSeq and is a predicted model, not a curated record.